This is a messenger RNA of Epinephelus lanceolatus (giant grouper), 1021 nucleotides long. RefSeq lists its product as uncharacterized. The record is from RefSeq and is a predicted model, not a curated record. Gene Ontology annotation, cellular component: trans-Golgi network. Lineage: Eukaryota; Metazoa; Chordata; Actinopteri; Perciformes; Serranidae.
GUCCUGUGCACUGGUGCACACUGUCACCAUGAGCCUUCCAACUGUCUUCAUCAUGCUCUCAGUUUGUUUCAACAUGUUUUCCUCAUCUCUGUCCUCUCAUCCCAACUCAGCUAAGAAGUCAGGCUGCUUCAAAGUCAACAGCUGCAAAUGCAUCAUGAAGGAUGGCAGUGGGGUGAUAAACCUGAAAGCCAUGGGAGAUGCAAAGGGUUUCCUGGGGCAGUUGACGCCUGUGUCAGCAGAGAGCAUGGCAGUCAGUGCAGAGAUUCUCCUGUCCUUCAGCCCCUGCCAGCCCUUCUCACAGCAAGAGGAUCUGACAGGAGCUGACUGUACCUAUGUCGCUGCAUGCCUCAUUUUCAGGUAUCACAGGCUCAACCAAUACAUUAGCCGUUAUAUCAGCUAUGGAAGACAUGAAGGGAAUGAAUUCAACUACAAUGACACCCUGAAGAUGCUGUCUGUCUCAUACUUUGUUCAUGACCAGCAGCCGCUAACAGUGGUGCAUUACCACUGUAAUCCAAAUCUGUCCACUUCUUUCAUCCGUGACCAGAGCCUGAGCACUGAGGGGCCCCUGCAGAUCUGGGUGGAGAGCCCCUGUGCUUGUCCAAAUGCCUGUACCAUGGGAGAUCUGGGUCUAGGCACCAUCUUCCUCAUCAUCCUCUCCCUCAGUGCUGCUGCAUACUUCAUCCUUGGUUCCUGUGCUCUGAGGCCUUUCCGGAGCAGCAGUGGAAUCCAGAUCUCUCCAGAGCACAGUGUGUGGUGUAUGAUCUGCUACCUCUGUACUGAGAGCCGGCCAGCAAGAGGACACUAUACAGACAUGACACACUAAAUGAUAAGCAGCUGCACACCUCUGGAACAUUGCAACAUGUCUCAGUGUGCCAUGUGUUUUGACCUAAAGGUGUCAUGUCCCAUAGAGGGCAUGUUUUGCAUAACAAAUUUGGUCAAUAUAUUUCUAAGAAUUCAAGGUAUUUGUUACAUUGUUCAAUAUAGGCCUUUGAAGGACAAUAAUAACCACCAACCAGAAUUA